AUGACCACCUUGAACGCGCCGGGCAGCGUCUUGUUGGACCGCCAGUGCGUGGGCAGGGCGCUGCACAGCAUGUACGGGCAUCCGGUGCGGACCAGCUCGCCCGGAUGCUCGGCGGUCACCUCGUUGACGGCCGCCUCGGUCCACCACAGGUCCUCGGACGGCGGCGAAGACGAGGACGACGACGACGAGGCGGUGGCCGUGCCAUGCUGGUCCGCCGACGACGGGCCACGGCGCCGCUUCUUGCUGUGGUCCGACGUCAUCCGCACCAGGCGCAUAUCUCGGUGGCGGUAA
This is a messenger RNA of Macrosiphum euphorbiae (potato aphid), 291 nucleotides long. The record is from the annotation of a GenBank genome assembly. NCBI's taxonomy places the organism in Eukaryota, Metazoa, Arthropoda, Insecta, Hemiptera, Aphididae.